UCUCCAUGGCAGUCACGCUGGAGGUGUCGGUCGGGAAAACCCCGGUGGUGACGGCCCUGAACAACACAAAAGUGCAGCUGUCCUGCAUCUUCACCACCUGCAUGGGGUUCGAGGACCUUGUCUUCACUUGGUACUACAACAGCACUGAAAUGAUCUAUCGCGGGAAGAUCAAGAACAAGGCAUCCGAGCCGAAGAUUGUAUAUAGUGACCCUCGGGUCCAGCUAAUCGGCACGACCACUGGGAAGGAAAACAACAUCUCCAUCUCCAUGUUCGUGGACUUCAGCGAUGCCGGGAAGUACACCUGCCACGUCAGGAACCCCAAGGAGAAGGGCGCGGAGCACAACGCCACCAUCACCCUCAGGGUGGUCCCCGAGAUGGUGCCCGUGGACAACACCCUGACGCUCAUCAUCCUGGCCGUGGUGGGCGGGGUCGUCGGCCUCCUCAUCCUUAUCCUGGUCAUCAAGAAAAUCGUCCUGCUCGUCCUCAAAAGGUCCCAGGGCAAGAAGAAGGAGUGCCUCGUGAGCUCCUCGGGGGUCGACAACACCGAGAACGGCCUGGCGGGCUCCAGGGCGGACCGGAAAGCGCCCCCAAAGGCCUGACGCAAGCGCAGCAACGCUCUGCUGGCGGGGGUUGGGGGGUCUCUUUGCUUUUGAACCCAGCCAUGCUCAGGGCAGCGCUGUGCUCCGCUCUCGCCGUGCCUCAGCCGCGCCGGGGAAGGGAGCUGGCCAGCCCCUUUCUCUCGGGGAGGCAGGGCCGGGGUGGGUCUCCUUGCGCUGCAGUGUGGGCUGGGCCGGGGGGUUGGGUGCGGCGUGUGCCCGAGAGCGGCAAGCUCGUCACCGGGGACCGGGCGUGAGGGCGCCGAGCCAGACCGCUGCCCUGGGAGCGGGGAGGGAGGCAGGGAGCACGUCCCCUGCUUGGCUCCCUGGGAGCUGGGCAUUGGGUGGGGGCCAUGCACCAUGCAGAGGGCAGCCGGCUCCUGGAGCAGAGCCCUCUGGGGGCCAGGCUGCUUGGGACACUGCCAGGAGAGAGCCUGAGAGUGGGGCUGGGGGCAGGCGGAAGAGGGCUCUGCUGCCAAGCCCCCUCUGAAGCAAACCACGGGGGCCCCUUUGCCACGCCGGGCGUUCGUCCCUCGCCCUGGCUGGGUAGGGGGAGCAGCCGGGGCUGCGGCUGACCUGGCAGCUCCCUCCCCUUCCAGCUCCAGUGCCCCUGCGUCAGUCCGGGCUGGGGCAGCUCUGUGGCCGCGCAGGGUGCAGGAGCAAUGGGAGCUCGGCCCCCCUGCCUGCCCUUCGUCGCUCCACUCACCCGGCUUGCGGGCAUGGCUCUUGUUUGGCUCUGGACUGUGCCGUGUCCCGCUGCCAGCAGUGCCACACGGGGUGGGGGAGGGUGCAGGGUGGCUGGGACUCUGGGCUGUGAUUCCUGUUCUCUCCCUUCUGGAGGGUCUUUGGGACUCAGCCAAGACGCCAUGGUGAUGGGCGCAUGCCUGGGAAGAGGCAGCUGGGCUGACAAGCUUCACAUUUCUGACUGUCCUGGGGCAGAGGAAAUGUGGGCAAGACAGAAGCUGCAGGAAUGGCCCCCGGCUCUAGCGAGUUCGGUGUCCAGGGCCGGCUGUGCUUUUACCCUCCCUCCGCUCCCGGCCCCUCGGCAGCAAGUCAGUGGGAAAGAGGGCAGCUCCUGGGCCAGGCCAUGCGCCGUUCUCCCUUUCUCCUGUUAUGUGGGCCCAGCCGAGGCAGAGUGCCCUGGGUGUCCCUGUGGCUGUGUCUGAUGGACAGGCUGGCCACGAGGAGGCUGUCACCGGUCCUGCGUCUGUACCGCUCCCUGGCAUUGCUGCUCCCUCCGGAGCACUGGGGCAUGGUGUGGGACUGCCAGGUCGGCCUCUCUUCCUGUGCUCAGGCCAGGCAGAGCAGCCUGGAGCAUGCUCCAUCACUCUGUCCCGGAGCCAGCUGUGUCCAAGGUACCUUCAGCUGCUUCCCCUGUCCUGGGGCGCGCACCAGGCUGGCGUUCUCGGGAGAAGUGGCUGUAGCGUUUUCCAUCGGUUCCAGGGUUACUCUUUUUUUUAAAGCUUGGCACUUAGGGUAAUAGACAUGGAAGACGCUGGCUUAUCAAGGCUUUAAUUAGUUAUGCAAAUCACGUAUCUGAUGGGCUUAAAGGGGAAACAACUCAUUCAGUUUCCCUUUCGCUGCAGAAAGAGCGGGGAGUUCCUUUCACUC
Pelodiscus sinensis (Chinese soft-shelled turtle) is the source of this 2207-nucleotide messenger RNA. Lineage: Eukaryota; Metazoa; Chordata; Testudines; Trionychidae. The record is from RefSeq and is a predicted model, not a curated record.